GAAUUCCUAUAAAAUUUCAGUUUCUUCUUCUCCAAGUUGGAGGGACUCUUAGAAAAGCUUGGAUGCUAGGAUUUUAUGGAAGGGUUUAUGGUGUAACGAACUGAUCAACUUGUUAGAGCAAGAAAUCUCGAGGAUUGUUGAAGUGCAGCAGACAUGAGUUACCUUCUGAGAAAAAUUGCGAUUCGCGAUAAGAAAUCAAUCGUGGGAGUUGUUGCUGGGGCGGUUGCAGGGUCUGUACUGAUAAAUUGCGCGACUAGUGAUACUAAUUCAAAACUCUUCGUCUCUCUGCUAGAGCCUCUCCUUCGUAGCCUCUCACCUCACUGGUCGCUGUAUCUUCCGUCCAGCCUACCAGAGUACUGGCUCCCCGUCUUACCGGAAGGACAGCAGGAACGCCGCCUCGGCACCUCAGCAUUUCGUCUCUUCUCAGCGUCUCGUCUCUUCUCAGAAGCCUCUCAUCUGAAGCUUUCGAUUCCUAAGCCACUACAAGACUUCUUGACAUGGAAGUGGAGUAAUAUACAAGACAAAGACUUUUAUCCUGCAUAUCUGUUCUUUGGGGCUUCACAACCUAGUAGAUUUCCAUUUUUUGUUUCUAGAACAAGUGCAGACCCAUCAUCAUCAUCUGAUAUAAGCAAAGAAACUUCUACAGUGGCUGGUGGUGGUCCCAAACAUUCCUGUAAUUGUCUUGGCCGAGAUACUAUUGCCAAUGCAGCUGCAAGUGCUGGUCCUGCUGUUGUCAAUUUGUCAGUUCCAAAGGGUUUUCAUGGAUUGACUGUUGGAAAGAGUAUAGGAUCUGGUACUAUCAUAGAUGCAGAUGGCACAAUUUUAACUUGUGCACAUGUAGUGGUUGAUUUUCAAGGGUUGAGCCCCUCUUCAAAAGGGAAGCAGAUUGAUGUGACAUUACAAGAUGGUCGCACUUUUGAGGGUAUAGUGGAGAAUGCUGAUUUACAUUCUGAUAUUGCAAUUGUAAAGAUAAAAUCCAAAACUCCACUUCCAUGUGCAAAACUUGGUAGCUCAACUAAACUUCGUCCUGGAGAUUGGGUGAUAGCCAUGGGUUGUCCCCUUUCACUACAAAAUACUGUUACAGCAGGCAUUGUAAGUUGUGUUGAUCGUAAAAGUAGUGACUUGGGUCUUGGAGGUAUGAGGAGGGAGUAUUUACAAACUGACUGCGCUAUUAAUGCGGGAAAUUCUGGGGGACCUCUUGUAAAUAUUGAUGGAGAAGUAGUUGGUGUUAAUAUUAUGAAAGUAUUGGCAGCUGAUGGUUUGGGAUUCUCUGUGCCAAUUGAUUCAGUUUCCAAGAUUAUUGAGCACUUCAAAAAAAAUGGGCGUGUUGUUAGACCUUGGUUGGGUUUAAAAAUGCUUGAUCUCAAUGAUAUGAUUGUUGCACAGCUUAAGGAAAAAGAUUCUAGAUUCCCAAAUGUCAACCAAGGUGUUCUUGUACCCAUGGUGACUCCAGAUUCCCCGGCUGAGCAUGCUGGAUUUCAUCCAGGUGAUGUUGUGAUAGAGUUUGAUGGAAAACUUGUUGGGAGCAUCAAGGAGAUUAUUGAUAUCAUGGAUGAUAGGAUUGGACAACCACUGAAAGUAGUUGUAAAGAGAAGGAAUAAUGUUUGUGUAACAUUGACUGUGAUUCCAGUAGAAGCCAAUCCAAAUAUGUGAGGAAUUACUGCUUUCUCCUUGCUCUCAACUUUCCAUGGCUGAGCCCCUGUUUGGGGUCAUAUGUAGUUGAAAUCAAGAAACACAAUUUUUCAGCCUCUAUGAAAUGUUGUUAGGGCACAGUUAAUAUACAAUUU
This is a messenger RNA of Ipomoea nil (Japanese morning glory), 1787 nucleotides long. Its product is annotated as putative protease Do-like 14. Gene Ontology annotation, molecular function: protein binding; serine-type endopeptidase activity. Lineage: Eukaryota; Viridiplantae; Streptophyta; Magnoliopsida; Solanales; Convolvulaceae. The coding region runs from base 154 to 1653 and encodes 499 amino acids. The record is from RefSeq and is a predicted model, not a curated record. The transcript has 12 exons. Gene Ontology annotation, biological process: proteolysis.